Molecule: messenger RNA, 581 nt
Organism: Enterobius vermicularis (human pinworm)
Lineage: Eukaryota; Metazoa; Nematoda; Chromadorea; Rhabditida; Oxyuridae
Source: the annotation of a GenBank genome assembly
AUGGGAACAUGGUGUGUACGGCAGUCUCUUGCAUCUUCUAUGCAUGAGGUCGCAGCAAUAAUAGGCGAAAAGAAUACUGAUUUAUACCUUGUCCCUGUUUUCGAACAAUUUAUGAAAGACGUAGAGGAAGUGAAGCUAGGAAUUCUUAGGCAUCUCUCAGAAUUUUUUAGGUCUGUCAGCAAGGAAAUGCGAGGGAAAUUAUUGUCUGUUUUGGCCACCUUGCUGCACUCAGACAGUGAGAAUGAGAAAAAUUGGCGGUUCAGAUACGAGUACACCUGGCAGUGUGUUUUCUUAAGUGACCUCUACGACAUGGAAGAAAUAAAUACCUACAUCGCAGCGAUCGCGUUAACGCUAGCUAAUGGCGAGUAUCGUAUCGCGCUCAUUAGGAAGGUUGCCUCGUAUUUGUUGUCUAAAAUUCUGGGUAGUUUCUUGCUGAAAGAUCGUCAGCAUUGCUUACAAAAGAGUACCAGCGGAACUAGUGAUUCUGUGGUCCAUUACUCGUCGAUAACAAUCACAUUUGUAAGGGAUAUCGUCAAGGGAUUCGCACGUUCAAAAAAUUGGAGGAGACGUCAAACGUAAAA